Molecule: messenger RNA, 1517 nt
Organism: Capsicum annuum
Lineage: Eukaryota; Viridiplantae; Streptophyta; Magnoliopsida; Solanales; Solanaceae
Exons: 2
Coding region: 225-1310 (361 amino acids)
Molecular function (GO): nucleotide binding
Source: RefSeq, a predicted model, not a curated record
AAAAAAUUGAUUGACUUCAAUUUUCAUUUGUGUCACCAUAAAUUGGGAGAUAUAUAUUGUGUCCGUGGUAGGAGCCUCUCUAUCUUGUCCUAAAUAGGAAUAGUAGUGGUUUAUAAAUUGGAAGGAAUAAAUGGAGGGCUAGUCCAUUCAUUUCCACUAUUCCUUCAUCAGGUAUCUUGUUGGUGCCUUGGCUAAGUUUCCAAUUUUUGAGGAAGAAAAAAAUAAUGGCAGAGUCAUCGCCUGCACGUUUUGGUAUAUUAUGUUGCGCUGAAAUAGCUCGUAAAGUAUCACGCGCCAUCGCACUUACUCCAAAUGCCACUAUCUCCGCCAUUGGCAGCCGUACGAUAGAAAAAGCAACGGCAUUUGCUAAGGAAAACGGGUAUCCGUCAACUACGAAGGUUUAUGGGAGUUAUGAGGCCGUUCUGGAUGAUCCUGAAGUGGAUGUCGCGUACAUUCCCCUUCCGACUAGCAUGCAUGUGAAAUGGGCUGUGUUGGCAGCCCAGAAGAAGAAGCACGUUUUGUUGGAGAAGCCGGUUGCGUUGAACGUGAAGGAGCUGGAUGCGAUACUGGAAGAGUGUGAGUCGAAUGGGGUGCAGUACAUGGAUGCUACUAUGUGGAUGCAUCAUCCUCGUACUGCUAUCAUGAAAGAGUUUCUCUCUGAUUCUCAGCGUUUUGGACAACUCAAAUGGGUACAUAGCACUUAUACCUUUCUUGGAAACUCGGAGUUUCUUAAGAAUGACAUUCGUGUAAAGGCGGAUCUUGAUGGUCUAGGCGCUCUAGGAGAUGCUGGUUGGUACACUAUUUGUGCAAUAUUGUGGGCUACUGAUUACGAGUUGCCCAAAACAGUGACAGCUUUACGUGGUCCAGAAUGGAAUGAAGCUGGAGUUAUCCUAUCUUGUGGCGCUUCUUUGAAUUGGAAAGACGGAAAGGUAGCAUCUUUUUAUUGUUCGUUUUUAACCAAUACGGCCAUGGAUAUUGUUGUUAGUGGAACCAAAGGUAACUUGCGUGUCCAUGACUUUGUAAUUCCAUUCCAAGAGAAUGUGGCUCCGUUUUACACAGUGGAAGGUUCGAGAUUUGGUGAACUUGCUAUAUCGAUUCAACCUGCACCAAGUGAGCAACAAGUCAGGAUAGAUCUUCCUCAAGAGGCUUUCAUGAUAAAGGAGUUCUCUAACCUGGUCGGAAAUAUCAAAGAGAAAGGUUGUAAACCUGACCACAAGUGGCCAACAAUUAGUAGAAAGACACAACUUGUGGUGGAUGCUGUCAAGGCAUCAAUUGAAAAUGGUUUCGAGCCUGUUGAGGUCAUCUAUUAAUUGGUUGGUGUUCAGCUUAUUUCCUUGUGUAAUCCGAACGCUAUGUUGUUCUAUCUGAAUGUUGUAUUCACUUGGCUGUUGUAUUUCUGAAUAAGGCCUUAUCCUGACUACAUCCAUUGUAGCCUCAGUUUGUUUACCAUGUAUGUAACAUGGGUGUUUGAAACUAUUGAUAAGGCCAGAGAUAGCAACUUUUCUUUUUUUCAUUGA